Molecule: messenger RNA, 1113 nt
Organism: Dichotomopilus funicola
Lineage: Eukaryota; Fungi; Ascomycota; Sordariomycetes; Sordariales; Chaetomiaceae
Product: Phox domain-containing protein
Exons: 1
Coding region: 1-1113 (370 amino acids)
Molecular function (GO): phosphatidylinositol binding
Source: RefSeq, a predicted model, not a curated record
AUGGCGCCCCCGUUAGAGAUAUCCAUCCCCACGACUUCCCUCCACACUCCCGACGACAAUUCCAAGCCUUACACCCUCUACAACAUCACCCUCCGCCUGCCUCUGCGCUCCUUCGUCGUACAGAAGCGAUACUCCGACUUCGCCACCCUUCACCAAACCCUCACAUCCCUCGUCGGCGCCCCUCCGCCGGCCCCCUUACCCGCCAAACAAUGGUUCCGCUCGACCGUUUCAUCCCCCGAUCUCACCGAGCAGCGCCGCGCCGGCCUCGAACGCUACAUGCGCGCCAUCGCGGAACCUCCCGACCGUCGCUGGCGAGACACGCCCGCCUGGCGCGGGUUCCUGAACCUACCGUCUUCCGCAGUGGGCGGGAGCGCCCGGUCAGCAUCGGGCGUCAACGUCGAGGCCCGCGUUCCCGCCAUCGGCCUCCGCGAUGCGACGCUGGCUGCUGCAAGCGACCCCGCUACGUGGGUGGAUUUGAAUAAGGAGAUGAAGGCGGAACUGAGCGCGGCGCGCGCGGCGCUGGCGCGGAGAGAACAUACCGUGGGGGAGAAAGAGGGUAGGGAGGCGGAAUCGCAAGCGAGGCGCGCGUUGAUCAAGGCUGGGAGCUUGCUUAAGCCGUUGGAGGAAGGGCUGAAGGUUAUGAAGGCCAGCGGGCGGUUGGGUGGUGGGGAGUUCACGCGGCGCAGGGAUGCAGUGGAGGCGGCCAAGUAUGAGAAGGGGUUGCUCGAUCAACUAGCCUCAGCGUUGGUCACGCGUGGGGCUGCGAGCGCUGCGGUUGCGGCCUCUGGUGCAUCGGCGGACAGCGAUAGGGCUAAGCUCCUGGGCACCGCCCGUCGGCCCGUCGGCCGCACCAUCGGCGCGCCUCUCCCCGAAACCGAGGAAACCCGCGAGCUGGACAACGAGGGCGUUCUAGAACGGCAGAAGCUGGUAGUCCAGGAACAAGACGAGCGAGUCAACCUGCUCCGCAGCGCCGUAUCCAAGCUCAACCAGCUCGGCACAGCCAUCGACGACGAAGUCACCUACCAGAACGGCCUGCUCGACCAGGCCAACGACGCCGCAGAUAACCUACAGCGCAAGCUCGGCGUCGCCAACCGCCGGGCUAAGAACCUGUGA